Parnassius apollo (apollo) is the source of this 1812-nucleotide messenger RNA. Lineage: Eukaryota; Metazoa; Arthropoda; Insecta; Lepidoptera; Papilionidae. The record is from the annotation of a GenBank genome assembly.
AUGUCUGUCUUUUUCCAGACGGGAAAGUUUUGUAUAUUUCGGAAAUCUUUAAGUAAUCCUUUUUGUAAUUUAUUACUUUUCAGAAAUUACUCAGAUCCCUCGAAAAAGUUUAUAAAAUUUAACGAUGUAGUCGAACAACGAAGAGCGGAGGCACGACGAAGUCUCGUAGUUCAGGUCAAUUCAGAGUCCUCAUUCAGAGAACUGUAUGGUUAUUGUUCUAAAUAUGCUCCUAUUAAAGACGUUUACCACUAUCGGAACACAGAGAAAGAGCAUUUUAUGCUAAUUGAAUUUGAAACGGAAGAAAAUGUUAAAGAAGUAUUACAAGCAUGUAGCUCGCAUCAAAAGGACUUGGAUGUUCUGCCCAUACAGUCACCAUUCCUGUGGUUUAAAGCUGCGGUUAAUAAUAAAGAAACAUACAAAGUUCCUAGUUCAAAAACCUUAGCAGCAAAAGAUGGGAUUACAGCAAUCGAUGAUGACAUUCUAUUUGAGGAGUUGUUAAAUUGUGAAACAAUGUCAAAUCAGAUACAGUUGUUGUAUGAGAGAACAAAAUUAAAUGAUUUAGGAAUAAGGCUGAGAUUUAUGGUAGCUAGACAGUUUGAAGUAAUUUUCAAAAGUUUGUAUGCAAAUGUGGUUGUACAUCCUUUUGGUUCUUCAAUAAAUGGAUUUGGCAAGAUGGGCUGCGAUUUGGAUUUGGUUCUCACUAAUGAUUUAACAGAAGAAAUGAGUGGUGUGGGGCGGCGGCUGGUGUUCCAGGAGAAGCGCGCGGAGGGCACGCGGGCGAGCGCGCGGCAGCUGGAGCUGCUGGGCGCUCUCCUCGAGCUGCGCGUGCCGGGCGCGGCCGCCGUGCGACGCGUGCUGGCGGCGCGCGUGCCCAUCCUCAAGUGCGCGCACGUGCUGGCCGCCGCCAGCUGCGACUUAUGCUGCACCAACACGUCUGGAGUGUACAUGUCAGAACUUCUCUGGAUGUUUGGUUCUUUGGAUCCACGCGUGCGUCCUCUUACAUUUGCCGUACGCCGCUGGGCGACGGCAGUUGGUCUCACAAACCCACACCCUGGUCGAUGGAUAACCAAUUUUCCAUUGACCCUGAUGGUGCUCUUCUUUUUGCAGCAGAAGAGAAAGACUGGAUUUAUUCUGCCUUCCCUCAGAUUAUUGGUUAGCAAGGCUGGUAAAGAAGACAUUCGGAUAGCUGAAGAAAACAUAAAUUGUACAUUCCUCCGCGAUCUAAACAAACUGCCUGAAGAAGCCUACGGUCAGUGCGACGAAGACUUAGAAACGUUACUCCUGCAGUUCUUUGAAUUUUACGCGCAGUUCGACUUCCAAGAAAAAGCUAUCUCCAUCAACGAAGGAGUACCCGUGCGGAAGCCUAAUGCACUGCCUCUGUACAUAGUGAAUCCUCUAGAGCAAGCGCUGAAUGUUAGUAGAAAUGUUAGCUAUGAAGAAUGUGAAAGGCUAAGGUUGGAAGUAAGAAACGCUGCGUGGCAGUUAGAAGCGGAACUAGAAGGCAAGAAACAGGAUGAUUGGGGUCUACUUGGCCUUAUUGAGAAGAAGGGCUCGAGAGGACUGAAAAAACUCCUCAGAGUGGGUAACUCACAUAGACUGGUGUCAGUGAAAGACUUAUUUAAAGAGGACGAUUUCACGAGUGACACAAGUACGGAAUCGCAUCAGACAAAGAGUGAUACAGAAAUAGAGAAGAGUGUGAAAGACAUGAAACAGUCUAUGGUUAAUGUAGAGAAAAAGGAACAGAAAAUAAAGUUCAAGAAUAGUCAAAUAGCUAGUGAAGUGUUCAGAAUAAGAAGGAACAAAAUUGUUUGA